Archocentrus centrarchus (flier cichlid) is the source of this 4463-nucleotide messenger RNA. RefSeq names its product tumor protein p53 binding protein, 2a (gene tp53bp2a). Gene Ontology annotation, cellular component: nucleus. The transcript has 19 exons. Gene Ontology annotation, biological process: regulation of apoptotic process; signal transduction. The coding region runs from base 1 to 3393 and encodes 1130 amino acids. The record is from RefSeq and is a predicted model, not a curated record. Gene Ontology annotation, molecular function: p53 binding. Lineage: Eukaryota; Metazoa; Chordata; Actinopteri; Cichliformes; Cichlidae.
AUGCGGUACGAAGCUAAAAUGAUGCCGAUGUUCCUGACUGUAUACCUCAGUAACAAUGACCAGCAUUUUACUGAGGUUCCUGUUACUCCGGAGACACUGUGCCGGGAUGUGGUGGACUUGUGCAAAGAGCCGGGGGAAACGGACUGCCACCUGUCUGAGAUGUGGCGUGGAUCUGAGAGACCUGUAGGUGAGGGGGAGAGGAUGCUGGAUGUGCUCCAACGAUGGGGACAGCACAGAUCAGAGGUGCGCUUCUUUCUGCGUCACAACCGAGCUCCUAGCAGGGAAUCAGGAGGAUCAAGAGGCUUGGACUCAAAGAAAAAUGGAGUAAAGGGUCCCCCAGACAGAAGGAUGGAGAAUGGGGUGGCAACACCCCGGAUGGACAUGACAUUGGCUGAGCUACAAGAGAUGGCUGCCAGACAGCAACAGCAGAUAGAAGCCCAACAACAACUCCUUGCUUCCAAGGAACAGCGGCUACGCUACUUGAAGCAGCAGGAGCAGCGUCAGCAGCAACAGGCCUCUGAGCAAGAGAAGCUGCAGCGCCUCAGAGAGAACAUUGAGAAUCAGGAAGCUCGGCUCAAGAAGGUCCGGGCCCUCAAGGGCCAGGUGGAGCAGAAACGUCUCAGCAAUGGCAAGCUGGUGGAGGAGAUAGAGCAAAUGAAUAACCUGUUCCAGCAGAAGCAAAAAGAACUCGUGAUGGCUGCAACCAAGGUGGAGGAGCUCAGCCGACAGCUGGACUUGCUCAAAAAUGGCAAAAUGGACAACUUCCAUGACAACCAGAGCUCGGUAGCGGAACUAGACCGUCUCUACAAAGAGCUACAGCUGAGGAACAAGCUCAACCAGGAUCAAAACUCAAAGUUGCAGCAGCAGAGAGAGAGUCUGAACAAGCGCAACCUGGAGGUGGCUGCUAUGGACAAACGGAUCAGUGAGCUCCGAGAUCGGCUAUGGAAGAAGAAGGCAGCUCUGCAGGCGAAAGAGAACUUGCCUAAUGGCUAUCCUGGUAAAGAGAGGGCUUCAAAAGAAACUCAUCUUCAGCUGCCCUCUGAUGGCCAAGCCGGACAGCAGUCGGCUCCGUCUCGUGUGGCAGCGGUCGGUCCAUACAUUCAGUCGUCCACUAUGCCGAGGGGCCCAGCGAGACAUGAUUUGCUUGUAAAACCAGCCUACCCAGACGGCACUGCCACCCUCCCAGCCCACGAGCCACAAAGCAAAGUGGGGACAGGCCCACAACCAGGGAAACUAGCAGACUGGAGUUCUUCAGGUCCAGAGCCCAACACCAAUGGUCAUGGUCCUGCUUCAACACUGCCACGAAUGACCUCUCACUCCAGCGCCAACACAGACCAAGAUGAGUCAGAGCUGAAGAGGGACAGGAAAGUGCGUCCAUAUUCCAUGUUUGAACCAACAGAGGCUCCUGCUACCUCCCUCCGCAAAAACCAGAGCAGUGAUGACCUUGUCAGGGAUGCUCAGUCGGCUCCUAAGCCUCCAGUCAAGGUGCCUCCUCCUGUCCCCAGCAAACCGAAAGGCCCUGUUCUUGUUCCCUAUGGCAAACCAGGCCUCAACACAGGCACCUUUCCUAAAACCAAGCCCCACGGCCAGCAGUCGCUCACCGCCCAGAGCCGCAGCCCUCUCCCACCCUCACAGAGCCAGACACUCCCCCUACCCUCCAAGCAGGACACUCCACCUGCAGCUACAGUACGGCCCUUCACCCCAGACCUACCCUCCUCCAAAGAAGCCAGCCUGAGCAAACCACAAACUGUAGCUGCCAGCUCCAUUUACUCCAUGUACACACAGCAGUCCGGCUCAGGAAAGCCCUUCCAGCCUGGUGUGCAGGGUGCUCUCAACAGGGCUCAAAACCGCCCCAACGGAUUCAACAGUGUGUAUGGUAAACCAGUGAUCUCCAGUGGAGGCUCCCAGCAUCCAGAGAAUCCAUACUUAGAGCGCCGCUCCCCAGCACCAGAAACUGAAAUUGACCACGCUGGAGCUAACAAUGUGGGCCCCAGCUCAUCUGAGGGCCAGCAGCCAGAGACGGAGCGCAUCCCUCGGCCGCUCAGCCCUACCAAACUGCUUCCCUUUAUUUCCAACCCCUACAGGCAGAGUGAUGGUGACCUGGAAGCCCUGAGAAAGAAACUCUACAAUGCCCCACGGCCUCUGAAGAAACGUAGCUCCAUCACUGAACCAGAGGGCCCGGCAGGGCCCAACAUUCAGAAACUUCUCUAUCAGAAGACCACACUGGCAGCUAUGGAGACCACUGUGAACACUCCAACCACUCCCACAUUUGCUGGAGAAUCGGCGAAAGCGGCGGAGGGAUCUAUGGGGCCAUAUGGUUCAAAACCUCUGACUGGCACAGAAAACCACCCAUCCGAGACAGGACAAACUCAGGAAUCCUCACAAAUCCCAGGUACUAAUACUCCAGUUCCAGCCUUUAAUGAACAGACCAACCCACCUUCAGCCAUCCCAGGGACUGAGGAAAUUAUCCCCCCUCCUCCACCAUCCCACCCAGCCCCAAGGCCAGAUGAUGCUCUUUUCCCACCACCACCACCUGCUAGUUUGGAGGACAUAACACCUAACCUGCCCCCUCCACCUCCAGAAGGCUUCCUGGAAGAGUUCCCCCCCUACCCACCACCCCCGUAUCCUAGUGGAGCAGAGCAGGACAGCUUUGGAGAGGACACCUUUAACAUGAAAGCACCUGAGGUCACUGGACAGGUCACUCUGCCACCGGGAAAGAGGACCAAUUUGCGCAAGCCUGGCUCUGAACGCAUCGAUCACAGCAUGAGAGUCAAGUUCAACCCACUGGCUCUGCUGCUGGACUCUUCAUUGGAGGGAGAGUAUGAUCUGGUCCAGAGAAUCAUCUAUGAAGUGGAGGAUCCAAGUCAGCCCAAUGAUGAAGGCAUCACUGCUCUACACAACGCCGUCUGUGCCGGGCAUACAGAGAUUGUGAAGUUCUUGGUUCAGUUUGGUGUCAAUGUUAAUGCCGCUGACAGUGAUGGCUGGACACCUCUUCAUUGUGCUGCAUCCUGCAACAAUGUGCAAGUGUGCAAGUUCUUGGUGGAGUCUGGAGCAGCAGUUUUUGCUAUGACUUACAGCGACAUGCAAACGGCAGCUGAUAAAUGUGAAGAGAUGGAGGAAGGCUACACCCAGUGCUCUCAGUUCCUUUAUGGCGUGCAAGAGAAGAUGGGCAUCAUGAACAGGGGUGUGGUCUACGCUCUGUGGGACUACACUGCUGAAAACCCAGACGAGCUCUCUUUCCACGAAGGAGACUGCAUGACCAUCAUCCGCAGAGAAGACGACGAUGAGAUUGAGUGGUGGUGGGCACGCAUGGGUGACACCGAGGGUUACAUUCCCCGCAACCUCUUAGGGCUCUACCCCAGAAUAAAACCAAGACAGAGGACGCUGGCAUAAAACAGAGGAAUCCCUGCACAUUUCCAGCCUGGCAGAACUCUGAAACACACACACACACACACACACACACACACACACACACACACACACACACACACACAGGCUUUAAUAGACUGGGGAAGAAAAGGACACUUGCUGAGAUAAAGAGAUGAGGAAAGACCAAACAAUAUGAAGGAUCAAAUGCUUCUGGCACUUUUCUGUAUCAACAAAAGAGAGGGAGUCACCCUCUUUUCUUUUUUUUUUUUUUUUUUUUUUUUUCUUUCUUUUUCCCCCUGUUUCUUUCUUUCUUUCUUUUAAAUACAGGUCACACUGUGUACCUAGGACACUAAAGGCUUUCUUUUCCUUUAUUCCUCUGCUUUUGUAUUAAGCGUCUAAAAUUGCGUCUGAAGUGACAGUGGGAUGUAAAAGGAACAAGCAGUAUUUUUUAAUUCCUAGAAAGUGAUUUUUACACUUUGGAGUAGUCUUUCAACACGUAUGUCUGGAAUACUGGUUAUUUUCUAACACUUUUGGGCACUGCAUGAGGUGAAUGAGUGGAGGACAAUGGUGAUGAUGCUUUUGAAACACUCUGUUACUAUGACAAUCUUUUGGGGCAUCUUUCUCAUCAUCUGCAUUAAGUCACUGUACAGCUGCCCCAGAGGUGUAAAGUUUCAGCUGUGACAGCCACUGUUCUGGCUUAACAAAUAGAAGAAGAAAUAACUGCUGAAAAAAAAACAAAAAAAAAAAUGGUGACGAAGCUUUUUGCGUUAUCUCGUGCUGUUUGUUCUGUGGUCAAUGACGCCUAGAAAGCCAGCCUGCUGUCUGCAGGGGCAUGUGGUUGAGAUGCCACAGAUGCCAUGUAUACAUGUAUUUCUGUCAUAAACGUUAGUGAAACGUGACUGUAGGAAUUAUAUUAUGAAAAAUGACUUUCAUAAGAGGCUGUCUGAGGAUGCAGGAGAUUUCAUGCAGGAUGAGUUUGAUACAGCCAUUCUGUGAAGGCAAAGCUAUUACAAACCUUUUCCAAGUAAACUUCAAGUCCUAAAAUAAAAACAUAGGAAUAAAAAAAAAAAAAAAAGAGGUGGAACUUGAGACAU